GGGCGGGGCCGGGACACGCCUUGCCCGAGCGGAACAAAACGGCGUGCGCGGGCGCAUCUCGCAGCAGCUUCUGAGCGCUUCCCGCCCAGCCGCCCGAUCCCGCUGCAGUUUCAGGAUGCCCAACUGGGGCGGAGGCAAGAAGUGCGGGGUCUGCCAGAAGACCGUGUACUUCGCGGAGGAGGUGCAGUGCGAGGGGAGCAGUUUCCACAAGUCCUGCUUCCUGUGCAUGGUCUGCAGGAAGAACCUGGACAGCACGACCGUGGCCGUGCACGGUGAGGAGAUCUACUGCAAGUCCUGCUACGGCAAGAAGUACGGGCCCAAGGGCUACGGCUACGGGCAGGGCGCCGGCACGCUCAGCACUGACAAGGGGGAGUCACUGGGCAUCCGGCACGAGGAGGCCCCCGGCCACAGGCCCACCACCAACCCCAACGCAUCCAAGUUCGCCCAGAAGAUCGGCAGCUCGGAGCGCUGCCCCCGCUGCAGCCAGGCGGUGUAUGCCGCUGAGAAGGUGAUCGGAGCUGGGAAGUCCUGGCAUAAGUCCUGCUUCCGAUGUGCCAAGUGUGGCAAAGGUCUCGAGUCAACCACCCUGGCCGACAAGGACGGAGAGAUUUACUGCAAAGGAUGCUACGCUAAAAACUUCGGGCCCAAGGGCUUUGGCUUCGGGCAAGGAGCGGGGGCCUUGGUCCACUCUGAGUGAGGCCGGCCCACCCACCACCCACCCACCGCCCACCAGCCACCCACCCAUGAGCUGUCUUCACUGCCCCCUUCCUGCAGCCCCAGCCGCCUCGGGCCCCUCUUCUCAGCCCUGCCACACGUCACUAGUGAAAAGAACUCGAUGUCUGCCGCCCUCUGGUUUGGGGGCUGCCCUAGGUUUCCUCCUUUCCGGGGCUCCCCUGCCCGGGGUCUGCCGCUGUCAUCAGCAGGCACCCCAGCAGUUCCAGUUUGGUGGGACAACUGAACCCACCCCCACCCCACCUACCUCCACUCUCCCCCUCCUGGUCUGAGUGUCCGCCAUCGUCUGACUGUGACCUGGAGCUGGCGGGGAGGCUGCAGAGCCUCUGCAGGGAAGAGGGUGGACCUCUGGGCGUCCCUAUGGACAGGCCUGGAGAGCCUCCCAGCUCAGGGGUCACUGGGCAAGGGCGAGGGGACAGAGAGGCACGAGACAGGGUGGAGGGUUGCAGGCGUGGCCUUCCAGGCUGUGGGGGCUGCCGUCCUUCCCUCGAGGCUGGAGAUCACCAGGCUCUGAGAACCACAGUCAGGAUGUGGCCUCAGCCUCCAUGGGAGGGGUGGCCCUGUGAAGCACCCCAGCACAGGCCUCUGUUUCUCAGAGGCCCAGAUGGGGGGUCCUGAGGUGGCCAUGAGCACUGCUCCCGCCCCCACACACCCAGGCCAGCGAGCUGCCACCAAGCCUGCUUGAGCCUCAGAUGCGAAGGCUCCAGCCUCAGUCUCCUGGACACCCCCUGCCCUGCACCCAGACCUUGAAACUUACCACCCCACGUGGGUCUUCAUCCCUUCCACCUGCCCUUCCCCAGGGUCACCCCACCCUCCCAGGCCCCCAGGUCAGAAGCAGCAGGAGCAGGGGAGGGGUGGCUUCGCUGCUCCCAGGGCCGGACGAGGACACUGUGGAGCUGUGGCCUGGGAGGGCUGUGGGCUGUGGGCUGUGUGCAUUCGAGCAGAUCCCCCAUCUGGUCAAUAAACACCAUUAGAGCAGA
This is a messenger RNA of Artibeus jamaicensis (Jamaican fruit-eating bat), 1712 nucleotides long. It is a transcript of the gene CSRP1, whose product is annotated as cysteine and glycine rich protein 1. The record is from RefSeq and is a predicted model, not a curated record. Gene Ontology annotation, cellular component: nucleus; Z disc; cytoplasm. NCBI's taxonomy places the organism in Eukaryota, Metazoa, Chordata, Mammalia, Chiroptera, Phyllostomidae. The transcript is spliced from 6 exons. Bases 116 to 697 code for a protein of 193 amino acids. Gene Ontology annotation, biological process: muscle tissue development; sarcomere organization. Gene Ontology annotation, molecular function: structural constituent of muscle; actinin binding.